GUGUAUUUUUCACCAAAAGGGUUAACUACCCCUUGUAGGAGCCUUCUGUAGAUUGAUAUGAAUUCAAAGGCGCCGACAAGAGAAGAACAAGCACAUGAAAGCGACCUAUUGCAACUGAUAUCCUGUGAAUAUAUGACCUUGCAGCUUUUCACAUAAAUAAGACAAUUGGAAGAGUGCAGUGGCAUUCCAUUGUUCAACUGUGGGCACUUCACACGCUAGCUACGGUUUGCAACCAAAUGGCAGAAUCAACAAAGAGGUAUGCAGUCAUUACGGGUGCGAACAAGGGGAUUGGGCUUGAAAUAUGCAGGCAGUUGGCUUCAAAUGGGAUUGUGGUGGUGUUAACAUCUAGAGAUGAGAAAAGAGGGCUCGAAGCAGUUCAAAAGCUCAAAGACUCUGGUCUGUCAGAUUACGUACUUUUUCAUCAGCUGGAUGUCACUGAUCCUUCCAGCGUUGUAUCCCUUGCAAAAUUCAUAGAGACUCGAAUUGGAAAGCUAGAUAUAUUGGUGAACAAUGCCGGGGUUGUUGGAGCCACUGUCAAUUAUGAAGCUUUUAGGGCUGCCGGCUUUUUAGAGAAGCAGGAUGCCGACGCCCAUGCUCGAGUCAACUGGCGUGAAGCUUUUACGCAGAGUCUGGAAGGAGCCAAAACAUGCAUCGAAACAAAUUACCAUGGGUCGAAAAGAAUGGUAGAAGCUCAUAUUGGCCUCCUCCAACGGUCUAAUUCACCAAGGAUCGUGAACGUCUCCUCCAUCGUCGGGAAGCACCAGUAUGUGUCUGAUGAAUGGGCCAAGGGAGUUCUGAGCGACAUCGAGAACCUCACAGAGGAUAAAGUGGACGAGGUUGUGAACGUUUACCUUGAGAAUUUCAAGAAUAGUUCAUCUGCAGUCACGCCCGCUUAUAUCAUCUCAAAAGCAGCCAUUAAUGCCUACACUAGGAUCCUCGCCAAGAAGUUUCCAGGUUUCCUCAUCAACUGUGUAUGCCCUGGCGCAGUGAGAACAGACAUCAACGGUCGCAGAGGCAUCUUGUCCAUGGAAGAAGGCGCAGAGAGUCCAGUGAAGUUGGCGCUUUUGCCCAGUGGGGGUCCUACAGGUUGUUUCUUCAUUAGGAAGGAACAAUCAGAGUUCUGAUGGAAGGUCAUGACUUAUCCUUUUCUGGCUGUUAGGAAACAAGAUCUAGUCGAAUGAAUGUGUUGUUAACAAAGA
Molecule: messenger RNA, 1199 nt
Organism: Rhodamnia argentea
Lineage: Eukaryota; Viridiplantae; Streptophyta; Magnoliopsida; Myrtales; Myrtaceae
Product: (+)-neomenthol dehydrogenase-like
Exons: 5
Coding region: 237-1124 (295 amino acids)
Cellular component (GO): membrane
Molecular function (GO): oxidoreductase activity, acting on the CH-OH group of donors, NAD or NADP as acceptor
Source: RefSeq, a predicted model, not a curated record